CCUCCUCCUCCUCCUCCCCUUCCUCCCCCUCCUCCUGCUGCUUGGAGCGGCCUCGGCGCGCGCGAAUGCGCGGCCCCGAGCGCGCCUCCCCCGCGCGCGCUCCUUCCGCGCGCGCGCACACACACACACACACACACGCACACACACAUACACACACACACACACACGCGCACACACACAUCGUCUCCAGCUCUCUGCUCGCUCUGCUCGCAGUCAGACACUUGAGCACACGCGUACACCCAGACAUCUUCGGGCUGCUAUUGGAUUGACUUUGAAGGUUCUGUGUGGGUCGCCGUGACUGCAUGUUUGAAUCAGGUGGAGAAGCACUUCAAGGCUGGACGAAGUAAAGAUUAUUGUUGUUGUUGUGUUUUUUUGUUUUUGUUUUUGUUUUUUUCUGUCUCUCUCUUAAGAAAGGAAAAUAUCCCAAGGACUAAUCUGAUCGGUUCUUCCUUCAUCAGGAACGAAUGCAGGAAUUUGGGAACUGAGCAGUGCAAGUGCUGAAGAAGGAGAUUUGUUUGGAGGAAACAGGAAAGAGAAAGAAAAGGAAGGAAAAAAUACAUAAUUUCAGGGACGAGAGAGAGAAGAAAAACGGGGACUAUGGGGAGAAAAAAGAUUCAGAUUACGAGGAUUAUGGAUGAACGUAACAGACAGGUGACAUUUACAAAGAGGAAAUUUGGGUUGAUGAAGAAGGCGUACGAGCUGAGCGUGCUGUGUGACUGUGAGAUCGCGCUGAUCAUCUUCAACAGUACCAACAAGCUGUUCCAGUACGCCAGCACGGACAUGGACAAGGUGCUGCUCAAGUACACCGAGUACAACGAGCCGCACGAGAGCCGGACGAACUCAGACAUCGUGGAGACGUUGAGAAAGAAGGGCCUUAAUGGCUGUGACAGCCCAGAUCCUGAUGCAGACGAUUCAGUAGGUCACAGCCCUGAGUCUGAGGACAAGUACAGGAAAAUUAACGAAGAUAUUGAUCUAAUGAUCAGCAGGCAAAGAUUGUGUGCCUUGAACAAGAAAGAAAACAAAGGCUGUGAAAGCCCCGAUCCCGACUCCUCUUAUGCACUCACCCCACGCACUGAAGAAAAAUACAAAAAAAUUAAUGAAGAAUUUGAUAAUAUGAUCAAGAGCCAUAAAAUUCCUGCUGUUCCACCUCCCAACUUUGAGAUGCCAGUCUCCAUCCCAGUGUCCAGCCACAACAGUUUGGUAUACAGCAACCCCGUCAGCUCACUGGGGAACCCCAACCUUUUGCCACUGGCCCACCCUUCUCUGCAGAGGAAUAGUAUGUCUCCUGGUGUAACACAUCGACCACCGAGUGCGGGUAACACAGGUGGUCUGAUGGGUGGAGACCUCACAUCCGGUGCAGGCACCAGUGCAGGGAACGGGUAUGGCAAUCCCCGAAACUCACCAGGUCUGCUGGUCUCACCUGGUAACUUGAACAAGAAUAUGCAAGCAAAAUCUCCUCCCCCCAUGAAUUUAGGGAUGAAUAACCGUAAACCAGAUCUCCGAGUUCUUAUUCCACCAGGCAGCAAGAAUACGAUGCCAUCAGUGAAUCAAAGGAUAAAUAACUCCCAGUCCGCUCAGUCAUUGGCUACCCCAGUGGUUUCCGUAGCAACUCCUACUUUACCAGGACAAGGGAUGGGAGGAUAUCCAUCAGCCAUUUCAACAACAUAUGGUAACGAGUACUCUCUGAGUAGCGCAGACCUGUCGUCUCUGUCUGGGUUUAACACCGCCAGCGCUCUUCAUCUUGGCUCAGUAACUGGCUGGCAACAACAACACCUACAUAAUAUGCCGCCAUCCGCCCUCAGUCAACUGGGAGCUUGCACUAGCACUCAUUUAUCUCAGAGUUCAAAUCUCUCCCUGCCUUCUACUCAAAGCCUCAACAUCAAGUCAGAACCUGUUUCUCCUCCUAGAGACCGUACCACCACCCCUUCGAGAUACCCACAACACACGCGCCACGAGGCGGGGAGAUCUCCUGUUGACAGCUUGAGCAGCUGUAGCAGUUCGUACGAUGGCAGCGACCGAGAGGAUCACCGGAACGAAUUCCACUCCCCCAUUGGACUCACCAGACCUUCGCCGGACGAAAGGGAAAGUCCCUCAGUCAAGCGCAUGCGACUCUCUGAAGGAUGGGCAACAUGAUCAGAUUAUUACUUAAUAGUUUUUUUUUUUCCUUGCAGUGUGUGUGUGUGCUAUACCUUAAUGGGGAAGGGGGGUCGAUAUGCAUUAUAUGUGCUGUGUGUGGAAAAAAAAAAGUCAGGUACUCUGUUUUGUAAAAGUACUUUUAAAUUGCCUCAGUGAUACAGUAUAAAGAUAAACAGAAAUGCUGAGAUAAGCUUAGCACUUGAGUUGUACAACAGAACACUUGUACAAAAUAGAUUUUAAGGCUAACUUCUUUUCACUGUUGUGCUCCUUUGCAAAAUGUAUGUUACAAUAGAUAGUGUCAUGUUGCAGGUUCAACGUUAUUUACAUGUAAAUAGACAAAAGGAAACAUUUGCCAAAAGCGGCAGAUCUUUACUGAAAGAGAGAGCAGCUGUUAUGCAACAUAUAGAAAAGUGUAUAGAUGUCUUGGACAGACCCGGCAAAGGGUGGCCACGGUUAAAUGUUAGGAACACAUCAGGUCACCUAACACCCACCCCGAGAUCGCUCACAAACCUGCAGGCACAUCCUUGGUGUAUGGCACUCAUGAGAAAGGAUCAACGACCAUUAAAAGAGGACCAUACCUAUUUUUAAAAAUGUGGAGUUUGAGGGCUAACGUAUUUAAUUAAAUAAAUAAAUAAAUCUGGGUCUGCAUCUCUUAUUAAAUAAAAAUAUAAAAAUAUGUACAUUACAUUUUGCUUAUUUUCAUAUAAAAGGUAAGACAGAGUUUGCAAAGCAUUUGUGGCUUUUUGUAGUUUACCUAAGCCAAAAUGUGUUUUUUUCCCCCUUGAUAGCUUCGCUAAUAUUUUAAACAGUCCUGUAAAAAAACCAAAAAGGACUUUUUGUAUAGAAAGCACUACCCUAAGCCAUGAAGAACUCCAUGCUUUGCUAACCAAGAUAACUGUUUUCUCUUUGUAGAAGUUUUGUUUUUGAAAUGUGUAUUUCUAAUUAUAUAAAAUAUUAAGAAUCUUUUAAAAAAUCUGUGAAAUUAACAUGCUUGUGUAUAGCUUUCUAAUAUAUAUAAUAUUAUGGUAAUAGCAGAAGUUUUGUUAUCUUAAUAGCGGGAGGGGGGUAUAUUUGUGCAGUUGCACAUUUGAGUAACUAUUUUCUUUCUGUUUUCUUUUACUCUGCAUACAUUUUAUAAGUUCAAGGUCAGCUGUCAAAAGGAUAACCUGUGGGAUUAGAACAUAUCACAUUGCAACACCCUAAAUUGUUUUUAACCCAUUAGCAAUCAAUUGGGUCAACUGACAUCCAUUGUAUAUACUAAUUAGUUUCUUUCAUGCUAUUUUUUUUUGUUUUUGUUUUUGCAUUUUUAUCAAAUGCAGGGCCCCUUUCUGAUCUCACCAUUUCACCAAGCAUCUUGGAAUUCAGUAAGUGCAUACCCUAAACUUGCCCAUAUCCUAAAUGAUAUGGUUGGUUUUCAGCCUAGAAUUUGAUAACGCUUUUAAGAAAUAUGCCCAGAAGAGAGAGCUGUGUUGGGGCACAUGUCCCGCCAAUAUAGCCCUAGAAACAAGUGAUAUGGAGUUUACUCUAUGCAUGAGUUAUAAAUUCCCACAGAAGAAAAAUGUGAAAGACUGGGUGCUAGAUAAGAAGGAAGCAGGUAAAGGGAUAGUUGCUUCGUCAUCCGUUUUUAAUUAUUUUACCUGACCCUUAACAAUCUUGUCAGCAAUAUAGGACUGUUGAACAAUCCCGGUGUGUCAGGACCCCCAAAUGUCACUUCUGCAUAAAGCAUGUAUGUCAUCUAUUUUUUCUUCAAUAAAGAGAUUUAAUAGCCAUUUCAAGAAAUCCCAUUAAAGAACCUCUCUAUGUCCCUUUUUUUUUAAUUUUCAAAAAAUAAUGAUGACUCUUGUCUAAUAUUCGUCUAUAAGGGAUUAAUUUUCAGACCCUUUAAAAAGUGAGUGCCAUAAAAGAAAGUUGAUAUAUAUUGUUUAAAAGAGAUUUCAGUCUAGGAAUGAUUUUCUCUUGGAAUGUGAAGAUCUGUCGAUUCAUCUCCAGUCAUACACAUUGACAUACACAGCAAAGAAGAUAGACAGUAAGAUUGACACUGCUAUAUCAGGUGUAGGACAUUUCUUAUCCAGUUUUUUCUUUUUCUUGCAUAGUUGCUAUGUGUUUCUCAUUGCAAAAGGCUGCCGCUGGGUGGCAAAAGCCAAGAGACCUUACUAACUAGGCUAUAUUUUUCUUAACUUGAUCUGAAAUCCACAAUUAGACCACAAUGCACCUUUGUUUCUAUCCAUAUAGGAUGCUAGCCUGCCUUGUACUAACGUUUUAUAUACUAAAUCAAACAAAAAAAAUCAAUCAUUUCAUAUAUCCCACUACUCCAGGUAUCCAUGGAACAUGAAAGAAAAACAUUUAUGCAGAGGAAAAACAGAAAAUCAUCCCUGAACACACACACACACGUACACAUCCACACAUAGGGGGAAAAACAGAAAAUUAUUUUCCUCGCCAUAAAUUUGAUCCCAUUCUUAGAACCCAUCCUUAUAAGUUGAUAUGUACAAAAUAUGCAAAUGUCACAAAUGUUCUUUGUCAUUUCAAAACUCUUUAUCAAUAACUUACCAGUGGGUGGGAAAGGGUCAUUAUGUGAAAAUAUGAAAAAAUAGCCAUAUUAAUUCUUUACGUGCAAUUUGCCUCAGCAAGAAAGAAAAAGUGAUUUUCUAACGCUGAAGAUAAAGUAAGCUAGAGUACCAGCAGAAGCCCUGGCUAUUUAUAGCAGUUCUGACAAUAGUUUUAUAAGAACAUGAAAAGAACAGAAUCACUUGAACAUGGAUGCCAGUCAUCUCUUGUUCCCACUACUGAAUUCAUAUAAAGUGGUGGCAAGAUAGCAAAGGGAUAAUCUGAGAAUUUUUUGAAGAUGAUUUAAUGAGAAGAAGCACAAUUUUGAUUGUGAUGAGUCACUUUCUGUAAACAAUCGCUGUCUAUCUUUACCCUUAUACCUUAUCUGUAAUUUACCAUUUAUUGUAUUUGCAAAGCUAGUACGGUUUUGGGUUUUUAUCAUGGUAAAUCCUUUGUAUUCAGGAGUUUAGGGCAGAGCCCUGAGGGAGUGUUAUUUUACAUAACCCAUCCUAGAGUAACAUUUUAGGCAACAUUCUUCAUUGCAAGUAAAAGAACCAUAAGUGGCAUUUUACACAGCUUACAAGUAUUGUUAUAUCUAAUCCUAUUUUAGAAGAUUUUUUGGUAAUAUUAAGCUUAAAUACUGGUAAAACUGAUGCAAUAUACGCAAGCUGCACAACCUGUAUGCAUUGGUGCGUGGAAGGCUGUUCAUUUCAACCUUUUUUAAAAUUGUGUUUUUUAGUAAAAUGGCUUAUUUUUUCCCAAAGGUGGAAUUUAGCAUUUUGUAAUGAUGAAUAUAAAAAUACCUAUCAUCCUCAGAUCACUUUAAGGUUAACUAAGGUGAAAAUUUUAAAAAGUUCCAAUACACUUUUUAAAAAAAAUGUCUGCCCUCUCACACUUUUAUGUAUUUAUUUUUCUUACAUACCCAUCUUCUAACUUAGAGAUAGCAUUUUUUGCCCCCUUUAUCCUUGUUUUUGUUUUUUACUCCAGAGAGUAAAUGCUUUGUAUUUCUUUCUUUAGAAAAAAAAAAGUUUUUUUUUUUUUUUAAAGAAGAAGCCGCCACUUGAACCCCCAAUAAAUGCUGUUGCCUAAGCAUGGCGUACUUCAUCUGUUCCCGUUUGUGCCGUCUGCUGUGAUGUCAUCACUUAUAUGGCGUUAAUUUCCUGCCACUACAGAUCUUUUGAAGAUGGAUGGAAUACUGGUGUCUGUUAGAAUGCUUCAGACUACAAGAUGUAAUUAAAGGCUUUUCUUAAUACGUUUUAACCAAAGAUGUGGAGCAAUCCAAGCCACAUAUCUUCUACAUUAAAUUUGUCCAUUUUGGUUAUUUUCAUAAUCGGGUAUUGCAUUUUGCCUUCCCUGUUCAUACCUCAAAUUGAUCCAUACCUCAGUUUAAUUCAGAGAGGUCAGCUAAGAGACGGAUUCUGUUGUGGUUUGAAUGCAUUACCAGUGUUCUCUUGGAGCGAAGCAGCCCUGGGUCACUGUAGGCAUAGGACUUGGAUUGCUUCAGAUGGUUUGCUGUAUCAUUUUUCUUCUUUUUCUUUUUCUGGGGACUUGUUUCCAUUAAAUGACAGUAAUUAAAAUAGCUUGUAAAUGAGGGCAUACAAGCAUUUGCAACAAAUAUUCAAAUAGAGGCUCACAGCGGCAUAAGCUGGACUUUGUCGCCACUAGAUGACAAGAUGUUAUAACUAAGUUAAACCACAUCUGUGUAUCUCAAGGGACUUAAUUCAGCUGUCUGUAGUGAAUAAAAGUGGGGAAUUUUCAAAAGUUUCUCCUGCUGGAAAUAAGGUAUAAUUUGUAUUUUGCAGACAAUUCAGUAAAGUUACUGGCUUUCUUAGUGA
Molecule: messenger RNA, 6515 nt
Organism: Orcinus orca (killer whale)
Lineage: Eukaryota; Metazoa; Chordata; Mammalia; Artiodactyla; Delphinidae
Gene: MEF2C
Product: myocyte enhancer factor 2C
Exons: 11
Coding region: 598-2133 (511 amino acids)
Biological process (GO): heart development; cell differentiation; positive regulation of transcription by RNA polymerase II
Molecular function (GO): protein dimerization activity; histone deacetylase binding; RNA polymerase II cis-regulatory region sequence-specific DNA binding
Source: RefSeq, a predicted model, not a curated record